Spodoptera littoralis (African cotton leafworm) is the source of this 1458-nucleotide messenger RNA. Lineage: Eukaryota; Metazoa; Arthropoda; Insecta; Lepidoptera; Noctuidae. The record is from the annotation of a GenBank genome assembly.
AUGUUAGUGUUAGUGUUUGUGGUAUGUUUGGUGGUACUCAGUGUGUGGCGGAGGGUUAGGUCGAAGAACCUAAUGCCUCCAGUGGUCCCCGGGGCUCUUCCACUUAUAGGACAUACGCAUCACUUCACUGAAUUCGAAAAAAUAUGGAAUAUAUUGGAACAAACAAGUUUAUUUACAUUGAAUAAUGGAGGAAUUUCAAUUAUAAAAAUUUGUGAAUAUAACGCAUACAUACUUACGGAUCCGGAUCUCAGUCUCAUGGCGUACAAUAUUUGCUUGAACAAAAUGUACUUCUACCAUUUCACUGAUGAUCUUGUGGCUAAUGGACUCAUUACGUCUGAAGCCCAAACUUGGAAAAUACACCGAAAGUUAAUAAAUCCAGCGUUCAAUCAACAAAAUUUAAACAAUUUUAUAGAUGAAAUGAAUGUGCAAGCAAAACGGCUGGUCUCUGAAUUAUCUACUACGCUUGGAAAAUCAGUAAAUAUGCGCAAACCUCUUGUCAGAUAUACAAUGAAUAUUACUAGUCGGACUACUUUAGGAUUAAAUGCAGAAGAUCAAACUUUAGUCGAGAAGGAUUAUGCGCACGCAUUUGAACUUUUAUCGGUAUUAUACUACCAGAGGGCGACGAAACCUUGGCUGCACUUACCUUUCUUCUUUAAAAGAAGUGCAUUAAAGCGUAAACAGGACAAACUUACGGAAACAGUGAAAAAUAUUCUUACCCCCAUAAUACAAAAAAGGAGAUUAGAAAUGAAGAUGAAUUCGUACAUCAACAACGAAAAUGAUGAUAAAUUCCAACCUGUGCUGAAUCGUCUAUUACAUCUAGCCGAUGAACAAAAUGCUUUCACUGACACCGAGAUACGGGAACACUUGAACACUUUUGUGAUUGCUGCUUACGACACUACUACAGUAUCGCUCACACUCAUAUUGAUGAUGAUUGGUUGGCAUAAGGAUGUACAGGAACGGAUUUACAAUGAAAUACAAGAAGUGUUAAAUAAUGAAGACAGAGAUUUCACAAAGAAUGAUUUGCCAAAACUAGUGUAUUUGGAAGCGGUGAUCAAAGAAACGUUGAGGUUGUACCCAACUGUGCCGUACAUCGGUCGCACAGUUAACAGAGAUAUCGCAUUAGGAAAAUAUACCUUACCGGCUGGUAGUACGUGUGCAAUUUCAUUGUAUGGCAUCCAUCGUCACCCUAUGUGGGGAAAGGACGCUGAUCAGUUCAUACCAGAUAGAUGGCUCGAUCCUGCUCGGCUGCCGAACCACCCAAAUGCUUUCGUUGCCUUUGGUGUAGGCAAAAGAUAUUGUAUAGGUAAACAAUAUGCCAUGAUGGUGAUGAAAACAGUAAUAGGACAUAUAGUAAACCAGUACCACGUGCACAGUGAUCUUAGUAGGUUGAAAUUUCAAUAUGAAGUUGUACUGCAACCGACGAAGGGUCAUCGAAUUACAUAUACAAAAAGAACAUAA